This is a messenger RNA of Trichosurus vulpecula (common brushtail), 5224 nucleotides long. It is a transcript of the gene TDRD3, whose product is annotated as tudor domain containing 3. The transcript is spliced from 12 exons. Bases 37 to 2304 code for a protein of 755 amino acids. The record is from RefSeq and is a predicted model, not a curated record. Gene Ontology annotation, cellular component: nucleus. Lineage: Eukaryota; Metazoa; Chordata; Mammalia; Diprotodontia; Phalangeridae. Gene Ontology annotation, molecular function: protein binding.
AGGAGCCGGGCAGGGGCAGGCCGCCCGAGGCCUCUAAUGCCGCUUCCCGCCGGGCUCGGCCCCGCCCCGGUCCGGGCCUGGGUCCGGCCCGACCCGGCCCCGGCGGCACCACGCGGGGGCCUCACUCUCCCCUGCUCCCCAAACUCUCCAAACUGGCGGCCGCGGGUUCGAGGCCCAGAGCCGGCGCCCUGGUAUCUUUCUGAUGAAGGAAUCGAAGCCUGCAAAAGUUCUCCUGACAAAGUCAAUAUAAAUGACAUCAUCCUGAUUGCCCUCAAUACAGAUUUGAGAACCAUUGGCAAGAAAUUCCUCCCCAGUGACAUUAAUGGUGGAAAGGUGGAAAAGCUUGAAGGCCCAUGUGUUCUACAGAUUCAAAAAAUCCGCAAUGUUGCUGCCCCAAAGGAUAAUGAAGAGUCUCAAGUUGCACCAAGGAUGCUGCGCUUGCAGAUGACCGACGGCCAUAUAAGUUGCACAGCAGUAGAAUUUAAUUAUAUGUCAAAAAUUAGCCUGAACACACCACCUGGAACCAAAGUUAAACUCUCGGGCAUUAUUGAUAUAAAAAAUGGAUUUCUGCUUUUGAAUGACUCAAACACUGUAGUCCUUGGAGGUGAAGUAGAACACCUUAUUGAAAAAUGGGAGUUACAGAGAAGCUUGUCAAAACACAAUAGAAGCAACAUUGGAACAGAAGGUGGACCACCUCCUUUUGUACCUUUUGGACAGAAGUGUGUGUCUCAUGUCCAAGUGGAUAGCAGAGAACUUGAUCGGAGAAAAACAUUGCAAGUGACAGCUCCUGCCAAACCUCCAGGUGAUAAUGAUGAAUUUGAAAAGCAGAGAACUGCUGCUAUUGCAGAAGUUUCAAAGAGCAAAGAGACCAAGACAUUUGGAGGAGGUGGUGGUAAUGCUAGAAGUAAUCUCAGCAUGAAUACGGGAGGGAAUCGAAACAGGGAAGUUUUCCAGAAAGAAAAGAUAACAAAACCUGAAGGAAAAUAUGAAGGUGUCUAUCGAGAGCUGGUUGAUGAAAAGGCUCUGAAGCACAUAACAGAAAUGGGCUUCAGUAAAGAAGCAUCCAGGCAGGCCCUUAUGGAUAAUGGCAAUAACUUAGAAGCAGCAUUAAAUGUUCUUCUCAACAGCAAUAAGCAGAAACCUGUUUUGGGUCCACCAGUGAGAGGCAAAGGAAAAGGCAGGGGACGAGGAAGAUGUGAAGAUGAAGAGGAAUUAGGAAAUUCCAGGCCAUCUGCACCCAGCACGUUAUUUGAUUUCUUGGAAUCAAAAAUGGGGUCUUUAAAUAUGGAAGAAUCCAAAUCACAGUCUCAGCCGCUUCAUCAGGGACAGCACAGACUGUUGAAUAAUGAACAAAAUGGAGUAAAAGACUAUAAUCAACCAAGACACCUUCCUCGAAAUGAUACCAGACAACCAAGGAAUGAAAAACCUCCUCGUUUUCAAAGGGACACUCAAAAUUCAAGACAAAUUUUAGAAAACAGUGGGUUACCUAGGAGCAGAGGUCCCGAAAGACAGAGCUCUUCUGUGGUACAUGAGGCAUGGACAGAAGAGAGAAUUAAGUGUGAUAGAUCUUAUGCUAGAAAUGACAGAAUUAAGGAUAUUGCAUAUCCUUCAACUUCUCACCAGAAUGAUGGUGCUUUUAAAAAAAGAGAUAACUCUAUGCAAAAUAGACCAGGCAAAGGUUCAUCUUACUUGGAGGUAAAAGAAAGCCCACUUCCUCAAGAAACCAUAGACCAUAAUAAUCAAAAGCGUGGGAAAAGGGAAAAUCAAAUAUCAAACCCUGAUCAGUUAUAUGAAAGGAAAACACGAACAAUAAGUAAUGAAGCCUUUAGUGGUAUGAAAAAUGAGAAACAUUUUAGUAUGAAUACUGAUUACCCCAAUUCUGUUAGAACUGAUGGCUUCACUGGUGUACCAAAUGGAGAGGUUGAAGUUUCAAUGAAAGGAAGACGAAUUGGACCUAUUAAGUCUGCAGGAUCUCCUGGGGCUCCAGCUUUUGAUGAUAAAAUGUUAUUUUAUAAUAGUGGACCCAAAAGGAGGUCUGGGCCAAUCAAACCAGAAAAAGUAUUGGAAUCUUCUCUUCCCGUGGAAUGUGGAAGAAUGUGGAAACCAGGAGAUGAAUGUUUUGCACUUUAUUGGGAAGACAACAAGUUUUACCGGGCAGAAAUUGAAGCUCUUCAUUCUUCUGGCAUGACUGCUGUUGUUAAAUUCAGUGAUUAUGGAAACUACGAAGAGGUGCUUCUAAGCAACAUCAGGCCCAUUCAAGCAGAGGCAUGGGUACGUGAUCACAAAUUCUGUACAAAGACAUAAUCUACUUUGAAGAAAGUAUAUAGCUGUAAAAGAUUAGCCAUAAGUCAUGCAGAAAUUGAAGAGUACUUUGCUUAAACUGGUUACCUCUAAAAAUAAGAUCUUCAUUUAAUAAGUGCAUUGAAUAACAGUAAAAAAUUGAACACUAUGGAAUUAUUUUUCUUGUAUAAUAAAAUUAAAUUGUAUUGUGCUUUGGAAAUAAGUACCCUUAUUUACAUGUUAGAGCCAAAAAAUUAUUUGUAUGUGCAAAAUGGGCUUUAAUGCAUACGUUCUUUCCCAAUUUGUUACUUUAAAUUUCAUUAAAUUAUGCCCAGAAAGUGUCAAAUUGAAAGUUCUGAUUAUACAUGUUUAUUAUGUGCUGUUUCAGUUACAUGUAAAAAUUAGGGAAGAAUGCUUUUAACUCUACUUAUAAAAAAGUAACUGCUUUUAUUACAUGUAUAUGUAUAGUAAACACACGUCUGUUUAAUAAUUAUUUUAUCAAUUAUAUUGGCCAAAUGUUAUGCCAAAACUGUAUUAUAUUUUUGAAGUCAUGAUUUAAAAAUGAUUGGCCUUGUGGAGUCCAACUUUAUAAAGGCUUUAUGUGGACUUUAUAGAGAUACAGUCUCAGCUACAUUUAGGUAAAAAGAUGAGUACAUAGUAAAAUUUGGCUUCUACCUAGCAUUUAUAUAAAGAUAUAUUGGAAAUUAUUCUUACAAAGUUCUGCUUAUUGUUUCUUUAUCUUCAUUUUAUAUUAGAUAAUUAGAGGACUAACUUCUUGCUGAUUAUUUCCUUUACUUAAAAAUCUCCAAACAUGAUAGGAAAAUUUCAGGCAUGUAAAUUAUCUUCUUGCUUAAUGUAAAAUCCAUCAUUUUCUUAUGAGUUGCUCUCCAAAGUUUUACUUUUACAAUGACCUUUUUUAGUUGUCUCCACCCUCAUCCAGGUAAAACCAAACACAAUUAGGAACAAUAAAUAAAAUAUUUGAAGUAGUGUUCAUCUUAGGGAUUCUCAUUUUUCUAUUUCACCUAGACAGAAUACAGUUUCUCAGGUCUCUGUUUCACAGAUUUAUAGUAUUUCUGAUAGCAAUAACAACUUUCAUUGUUAGGUAGAUCUUUUUCCUCAGUUUUCUUUGAACUUGUGGUUAUUUCCUGAAAGACUGAAAUGCUACUUUUCUAAUUCAUAUUUGUUUGUUUUUCUGGGAGAAGCUUAAAACCAUUUUUUUCUUUCUAGCAUUUUUUACUCUUCUGUCUUCUAAUAUGAUUAUUUGAUUAUUGCUCUCUUCUCUUUCUCCAUUUGCAUUUCUUUUUCCAUUUUUUACCUGCUUUUAUUGGGGAAGAUGAUUGUUCAUGCAGACAAAAUUCCUUCAGGUUGUGUUCUUAUUUGCCUUUCAUUUUUCUUAUUAUGUCUAUUAAGAUUAUUUUAGGAAUUACAGUUAGGGAUUCAAGUAGAGUUCUCAUGCCACCUAGGUUGUAAAGAUUAUUUUUUGGAGUGUCUUUGGUCAAAGCUUUAUUUUAUUCUUCUUUCCCCAAGCAAAAUUUAGUUUCAAACUUUUGCUUCUUCACUCUUUCCCCAUUUUUAUCUUGAGUGGCUAUAGACAGCCAACACAAUUACACUUUUUCACUUUAGUUCUUCCAUUUAGCACUAUUUUGUACUGAAGUGAGAACAUUGCUUCAAGAAUGAUUUCUGUCUCCCCCCUUUCACAUUCAUAGUCUUCAUUACAUUAAACUUGCUUCUAGGAAUAUACAAGUUCAUUUGGUCCUUGUGUUUGUCAGGUGCCUAGGUAGUGAUUCUAUUCAGAACCACUGCAGUAUUCUCCAAGUUUGCCUAUUUAUAUAUAAUUUCAUAUUCUGGACUAUUGAGUUUUUUAGCCAGUUCAUUUUUUUAGCAUGUGCUGCAUCACUGUCCAAUUCAGUGUUCCAAGUGCAUCUGAAUGAUGACAGUGAUCUUCUGUAAUAUAUGGAUGAAUUAUUUUACAAAAAGAAUCAGUAGGACAAGAGAGUCAUUAGAAGAUCCAAUUAUCUCCUCACCUGCUUGUGAGUAAUCAAAUGACUGUCAAAUUUGAAAUGCUACAGUUUCUAAAAAGUGUUGUAAACAUGCAACAUAUUUGGGGAUAUUAUUUAUUAUUACUGAGUCUAAUAUGUUUUUUCUCUGCCUUAAAUUUCUUCAUAGAAAUCAUUCUUGACAUGUAGAAAUCAUCGCCUUAGCAUUUCUUGGCUCUUCUUUCUUUUAAAUAAAUGGAUGUGCGUAUUCAUAUUCAUUCAGAAAACACCUGAAGAAAUGUACUGGAUAAGAUUUUUAAUGAAUUUAAGCUAUAGAUUGUGUGGGAUCCCAUUAAUCUCUUAAAGUUCUGUUUUGGCCAUCUAUCUGUAUCUUCUUUCAUGGCUUUCCGUCUGGUGAGUUGUAACAGAUUGAAGCUUAAAUCCGCCAUAUUUAUUAGAAAUACCAAAUGAUCAAAAGUAAAAGACUCACUGUGCCAAUAACCAAGUAAUUUAAAAAAUCAUAUGAGAUACAUUUAAGGGCUGCUUGUUACAGGGAGAUUAUUAGAGGCCUUACACAAGUCUUUAUUCACACUGCAGAUUGUAGAUAUUUUUUGUACCUUUUUAGCUCUUGCACCACUUAUGGGCCAUUACUAUUUUUAUUGAAAAAUUAUACUGUAUCUUUUAUUUAAGAGAUUAUAUGUUUCUUUCUUGCACAGAGUUUUCAGAAAUGUACCUCUCUGUUUUCCUAAAUGUAGCAAUGAUCACUCAAUGAUGAAUUUUGUAUUUUACAGAAAAAAAAAACCCUACGUAUAAACUUUGAAAGCCUUUAUAGAAAUAAGUUGCUUGUUUUGUCUCUUAAAGGUAUAAGGGUACAUUAUCAAAUGAAAAGCAUGAAAUAUUAAGAGACUCUGAGAAAAUUAAUAGCCUGUUAUGUGGAAAAUUAAAAUAAAAUCAAGAUAAUACUUAAA